Messenger RNA from Rotaria sp. Silwood2, 531 nucleotides. NCBI's taxonomy places the organism in Eukaryota, Metazoa, Rotifera, Eurotatoria, Philodinida, Philodinidae. The record is from the annotation of a GenBank genome assembly.
AUGGNAAUAAACAACUUUACACAAUCUCCGAAUAACUUUCGACAUACUGAAUCAAUUAAAGAUUUUGCCAUAUGCUUAUAUGUUCUCGGUGGCAAACAAGUCUAUGAAUUUAUUCGUUUAAAUCUUUAUGGUUCUAUUCCUAAUUUGACAACACUAGGUGAAUUAAUUAAAAAAUCAGAUACUGCUUUUAGUGAAACAGAAUUUUACUUUGGAUCUCUUCGGCAAUGUCAUUCCCAGUUUGGUUUUUGUUCUGAAAACACCACAGGGAUCAUUCGUAAAGUUGAAUAUGACUCUAAAACAAAUUCCUAUGUCGGAUUUGCAAUACCAAUUGAUCAUAGUGUUCCAUUACCAAAAUUCUAUCAAGCUAAUACAUUUAAUGAUUUAAAAAAAAGUUAUGAUACAAAUGAAAUAGCACCAUUGUUGAAAGUGCAUAUGUUUCAAAGUAUAGAGGGAAUCCAUGGGAAACGUACCACUUUAUACAUGACUUUCUCAAAAUCGACUGAAACUUUCACGGUGUGUAGAGCUCGAUGA